CUGUGAUGUAAUGCCCUGUGACGGUGAUGUAACCGUGGGUGGCACAGCUUGUCCACAUAUCUGUUGUCAAAGAUACGCCAGGGGACUGCUUUAGAAUAUCUUCAAGCUGAGUUUUGGUGUCGGCAUAUUACUUCAUAAGGCUCCAGUGACAAAGCCAGGCAGUGAAUGACCACCCAGCAUUUCCUUCCUGGCAAGUCCCUCACAGGCCCCUUGCGGGCAGGGAAACAAGACAAAGUCUCUCCUGGAGAGGAAACUGACGAUCAAGGGGUGACACUCGAUAUUUUGAGAGUUGUGAAGUCAAUAUCAUUUAAACUGACAGCUCCACUUGACUCAUGUGUGGAGUCCGAUGUUGACCGAGAACAUCUUUCACAUGGUGAUCAUCGUCAUAUAGUACACCCCAGUAACAUCAACAACAACAUGGUGGAUGUACAGCCCUCAAGUACAGAAGAGGACAUGUCAGGUUGUGAGUCCCCACAAGUACCUGGUUUAAACAGAGAGGAAGAUGGUGGUCAGGCUUCUCCAUCACCACACACUUCACAUCCACAUCCAAAACCAGCAGACAAAAGCCAGUUAUCUAUUGUGAAAUCUGUCAAGCAGAAGAAUACUAAAUCUAGGAAGAAAGCUAAUGUUUCUAAAACCCAUGUACUGUCUGAAUCAGAAGAUGAGGGGCCAACCGUCUCCGUGAAACCAAUGUCAAGGUCACCAGCCAGGACAUCCUCAUCAAGACUGUCCCUGGGGAUUCAAAGUGAACCUACGGAUAAUCAACAACUAAUCACCUGCUUUGAUUCCAUGAAUUCAGAAGAUGGGAAUGCAGCGAUGAACUCGGACACAAGGAUUCAUGAGUUAGAUGGUGAUGUCAGUAACUUCAGACUCUGGCUCAUCAAGGUGCCAGCUGAGAUGUCUCUGUUGACUCUUCCACAACACAUCACACUGGAUGGAGUUGACCACUUUGCUGUGGACACGAAAAGAUACGAGCUGCAAGCCUUUGAUGAUGAUAAUAUGGAGAGAGACCAUGUCUCCUUAGUGCAGCAGGACUUGAGUCACUUGACAGAAGGUGUGUACAACAC
This is a messenger RNA of Haliotis rubra (blacklip abalone), 1067 nucleotides long. RefSeq lists its product as uncharacterized. The record is from RefSeq and is a predicted model, not a curated record. The transcript has 6 exons. NCBI's taxonomy places the organism in Eukaryota, Metazoa, Mollusca, Gastropoda, Lepetellida, Haliotidae. The annotation marks the transcript as partial.